CAACGCAGAUCUCCCAUCAGCUGAAGAGCAGCAGCAACUCUGACGGCAUCUGAGGCGACGAACACAGCUCUGAUCUGCAGUCAGUAGGGAGGGAGCUGUAAAAGCAAAUGACAGUCCUGGGAAAGGCGUAGGAGAGGUCGUGAGGUGUCUCCAGCUGCGAAUUAACAGCCAGUUGAAAGAGUGAGAGGAGAGGAGUGCUCCAGUGCAACAGUCCACCUUCUCCACUCUCGGGCUCGCGCACUCUCUCUUCCUGAAGGCGAAGGACCUUUCCCCUCCUGGAGGAAUUCAGCCAUGGAGGAGAUGCUCACCUGCAGCCGCAGCCCUUUCUCCCAGGUGUUUGGGCGUCAGGGUCAGCUCAUGCAAGCCACUGUGCAGUCUCUGAACAGCCUGAAUGACCAGAUUGCAAGCUUCAUGGUGACUGGACCCAAGGCCCUGGAGCAGGAGGAGCAUGCCUUCCGUCCUCCCGAGAAGGAGUCACUGCAGAAGUCCAUGACCCUGAUGAGGCACCUCCUUGUGGAUGCACAGGCAAAAAUCCUGAAAAUGAUGGAUGACAACAAGCAGCUGGCCCAGCGCAUCGAUGGGGCCAUUCAGUCCGCCAGCCAGGAGGUGACCAACCUGCGCUCGGAGCUGAGCGCCACCAGCCGCAGACUGGCCGAGCUGGGGGCAGCCGAAUCUGCCAGCAUGCUUGAGACCCUGCAGCACAACCACAACGAUCCCUCUUCCCAACCGAGACAGAAGCCGCCGGCCACUGACCUCUGCUACAAGACAGAAAUCACCAGCCUAAUGGACUUCAACUCUCCUGAUGCUUCACUGGAUAAAGUCCUGCUGCGAGAGGAAGUGGCCCAGCUCCAGGAGGAGGUGCACCUGCUGCGACAGAUGAAGGACAUGUUGAGCAAGGACCUGGAGGAGACCCAGGGAGGCUGCUCGGCCGACGUGCUCUCCGCCACCGAGCUCCGCGUGCAGUUGGCCCAGAAAGAGCAGGAGUUGGACCGAGCCAAGGAGGCUCUGCAAGCCAUGAAGUCGGACCGUAAGCGUCUGAAGGCGGAGAAAGCUGACCUGGUGAACCAGAUGCAGCAGCUUUAUGCCACGCUGGAGAGCCGGGAGGAGCAGCUCCGUGACUUCAUACGCAACUAUGAGCAGCACAGAAAAAGCGAGGAUGCGGUGAAGGCGUUGGCUAAAGAGAAGGACCUGCUGGAGAGAGAGAAGUGGGACCUGCGGCGGCAGACAAAGGAAGCCACAGAGCACACGGGCAUGCUGCGCUCCCAGCUAGACCUCAAGGAGAACCGCAUCAAGGAGCUGGAGGCUGAGCUGGCCAUGAUGAGUAACUGUGUCAAUCAGAGAAUGGAGUUCCGGGUGUUUGAGCGGGUUGCAGACAGGGACUACUCUUCUAGGGUCAUGGCGGCCAAACAGUCACUAGCCACCCUGACCAAGGACGUGCCCAAACGUCACUCUCUGGCCAUGCCAACGGAAACUGUUGUCAACGGCAACAAUCAGGAAUGGGUGAUGCAGGCUGACCUUCCCCUGACUGCUGCCAUCAGACAGAGUCAGCAGACCCUCUACGUCCACACGGGACAUCCCUCUGACAGACAAGUGGCUGCCGUGCGGGUGAGCCCAUGCCACUCGCGUCAGCCCUCUAUCAUCUCUGACGCCUCAGCGGUGGAGGGAGACCGGUCGUCCACACCCAGCGACAUCAACUCGCCACGCCACCGGACUCACUCCCUCUGCAAUUCCCUAGAAGAUCUGGAGGAGGCGAAGCGUAAGAAGAAGAAAGAGAAGAUGGGGCUGGGCUCUCUGUCCCGCGUCUUCGCCCGGGGAAAGCAGCGCAAAUCCCUCGACCCUGGUUUGUUUGAUGGUACUUCAACGCCUGAUUAUUACAUAGAGGAAGAUGCAGACUGGUAAAAGCACACAAUGUCCGAGAGAGCCACCUGGAGAGCCUUUGUGGCAGUUAUCAGAAGACAGCAUUGUACUGAAGUGUGCGUGUGAGGAUGUGUGAGUGUUUGAUGUCAGUGUGUACAGGUAUAGUAACGUGUGCAUGUGAAGUCUCACAUGCAUGCAUAGUUGCGUGCAUAUAUGUGUGUGUGUGUGCGUGUGUGUGCAUGCAUGCAUCGUCCAUGGUCAGAGGCCAUGUCAGAAGCCGGAGGCGCAUCUUGCUUCACUGAAGUGUAAACCCUAAAGAGUAAAUUGCACCUGUAUGUAUGUACAGCCCUGUAAAUAGAGUGGACAGUGUGACACAGCGACAAUGUGGACAUGUUCUGUUGUAUCUGCCCUCCAAAAUGGCUGUGUUAUCGGAUCUUUUAAUUGUUCUUUAAAUUUUGACUUUGUGUUUUCACUCAACUGGAAACUUGAAGGACUGCUGUACUUGUAAAUAACAACAGUUGAUGUGCACUUUGUGCUUGUAAAUGUCUUCUUGUCCUGAAUGCCCUUUGUUAUUUUUGACAUGUACUCCCCUCCUCUCACUACCGUUCAACUUAAACUCUUCCCUGUUUAUUGUCCUGCCUGGUCCAUCCUCCCCCCUCCUCUCACACUGCCAUGACGAGAACAGUUUCCUGUAGGCAACAUGCAGACUCCUCAAAUCCACCUCUAAUUCGGUUAUCCAACAUGUCCCUCAAGCCGCUAAGAAAACUGUGUGCUCCUUGAUGUUUGCUCAAAUGAGACUUCAAAGAUGCUGCUGAGCGAGGAAUGAACAUUCUAUGCAGAACAGUUUGUUCCACGGCAACAUGAAGCCAAACAGGAAAUGAAAUGUGUUUUCUAUCUGUUCAGAUAGAAGGUACAUGUGUAAGAUACAUGUGUGACAUGCAUGCACAUAGUCCCAGUCCCCGAAUGCAUGUUGAACAAAACCCUACUAAACAGAUAUGUCUUUCUCUGGGUAUGUCGUCAAGGAGGUGAUAAACUGUCUGUUUAAAAAAAGAGAGGGAGAGAGGGAGAGAGAGAGGUCAGUUGCUGAUUUCAUGAUGUUUAUUCAUGAUUUCCUCCAUUUCAAUUGAAUUUAGUAGAUUUGUUAUGCAGAAAGCGUUCUGAUUAAUGUUCAAGAGCUUAACAUUUUCCCAAACUAAACAUAGAACAUUUUAAUCUGCACCUGCAAGGCUCUUUAUGUAGAUACACAUCUGCAACAUUAAAGGUCAGCAACGACAACAGCCACAAAGAAAAGCACUACUGCAGCACUACUCUCAAAAUUAUUAAAUAAUUAUUUCAGAAUCUUACUGCUUGUAGCUAUCAUUUCAUUAAUGGUUAAAAAGGCUGUUGAGAGUAGAUUUAUUCUGGGAAAAGUUAGCCUGAAAGUGAAAGCUAUAAUGGCAAAGUGAGUGAUAGCUUAAACAUCAUUUAAACUGACAUAGUAGAUAUCAGACUAAUGGUCAAAUCAGAGCUUCAUUUUAGAGGCCUGAGCUCAGAGCAGGCGUUAAAUGAACUGUUAUAACAUUAACAAGUGCCAACUCUGGAGGUUGAAAUUCAGAUUUAAGGGGGCUAAUCAAACUGAAGCAAAUACAUACUUUCUCCCGUGACCCUAUGAACUCACCAAAAGAUUCAGACGCAGAGUUCAAGCCAUUCCUGAAAAAAGCAAUUAACUUUGUGCCAAAGGUUAAUAACAUUUCUUAAAGCAAAAGAAUGACUAAAGACAUUGGAUUAUUUUCACCCUUUCAUUGGAUUGAGCCGGAGUCUGCACUGCCACCCUCAGGAAAUCUUUUCUGUCUGUGAUAUUAGACUAACACUGGGUAUUUGUCGGUCUCAUCUGAAACACUGUAGAGUCACAGAUUACAUUGGAGCUGUGUGUAACCACAGUGCUUGUCAAAAAGCGUAUGCAGUGAGGGGAUUAUUUUAACCCAUAGCUCAACCUACAUAUGGUCUCACAGACAUUGGAUUUAGAGAUGAAUCACUAAGGUAAUUCAGAGAUAAGUCAUCAUGUAUUAAAUUGUAUGCAUAAUAAAAACAGCUCAAGCAGUUUAUUUCAUUAAACAUUUAAUGAAAUGUAUGAAAAUCUAGGCUUUUUUUUGUUUGUUUUUUGUUUUUUCAUUUAACCAAGCAUUAUGAUCCUCCGCUGAUGAGGGGGGAAAAACAUAUCAAAUGAAAUACAUUGUAUGGGUUAUGUUUUGAGCCAUGGAUAUUUUUUUUCUCACAAAUAUUUUACUUUUUGUAAAUGAGAUAACAUUACAGAAAUAAAAAUAA
Molecule: messenger RNA, 4161 nt
Organism: Scatophagus argus
Lineage: Eukaryota; Metazoa; Chordata; Actinopteri; Scatophagidae
Product: kazrin-like
Exons: 11
Coding region: 292-1899 (535 amino acids)
Source: RefSeq, a predicted model, not a curated record